CUUGAGUCAACCAGUCAGAAUCAAGAUAACGUCUCAUGUAUUUCGCGAAAUUUAAAUUCCAGUAAUACUUACCCUAAUUCAGUGAUCUAUGUAGUAUGGAAAAUUUAAGGUUUCUACUUACAGCGUCUCUUUGAAGAUUACUUGUAUUGACCUAUUACAGGACUAUUUUUCAUCUUGGUUGUUUGAUGAGCUAACUAUUCAGAUCACCUCUUAGCAUUGGUCCUAUGAUAUCCAUCAACUGAUGACAAACCAAGUUGUUUUGAAGUAUGAAAAGCUGGAGAAAAUUGGAGAAGGUACGUAUGGUAAAGUUUAUAAAGCACGAAAUCGAGAAACGCAUGAAAUUGUUGCACUUAAACGAGUUCGACUAGAAAACGACGAUGAAGGUAUUCCUAGUUCAGCUUUUCGGGAAAUAUGUCUCUUAAAAGAACUCAAACAUAAAAACAUUGUCAGACUCUUUGAUGUCUUGCUAAGCGAGUCAAGGUUAACAAUUGUAUUUGAAUACUGUGAUCAGGAUUUGAAGAAAUACUUCGACAGUUGUAAUGGUGAAAUAGAUCAGAAUACUGUAAAGCUUUUUAUGUUUCAACUCCUACGUGGUCUUCAGUUUUGUCACAGUCACAAUGUUUUACACCGAGACUUGAAGCCACAAAAUCUACUGAUUAAUGAUAAUGGAGAGUUAAAGUUAGCUGAUUUUGGUCUGGCUCGUGCAUAUGGAAUACCUGUGCGACAAUACUCAGCAGAAGUUGUCACACUUUGGUAUCGACCACCAGAUGUUCUUCUUGGAGCUAAAUUAUAUACAACUUCAAUUGAUAUGUGGUCAGCUGGUUGUAUUUUUGCUGAAAUGUCCAAUGCUGGCAGACCACUUUUUCCUGGUUAUGAUGUUGAUGAUCAAUUGCAAAGAAUUUUCAAAUUAUUAGGAACUCCGACUGAAUCAACAUGGCCAUCUGUUGUUGAACUACCCGACUAUGAACCAUUUACUGUAAUGCAUCCUCGUACAAUGAAUUGGCAUCAAGUGGUCCCAAAAAUGUCACUUCGUGGUCGUGAUUUAUUACAACAACUUGUGGUGUGUAAUCCAGCAGAUCGAAUAUCAGCUGAUCAAGCAUUAAAACAUUCCUAUUUCGAGAGUAUCUAUGAUUAAUAAUUUUUAUUGAAUGAAGAAAUUCAUGAAUUAAUAUCACUUUUCUUCGAAAGUUUUAAAAUCAUUUAAAUCGAUUUGAAAAUCAGAAAACAAAAGGAUGUAAAUGUUUGGUAUAAGAAAUCAAACAACAAAAGCAUGCCAAAUCAAUAUUUACGCUUAAAAGGUGAAAUAAUCCUAGAACUUCUCCUUUAAACAAGAACAGUAUUUUCUACAGACAUCUAUUGUAAAUCUGCAAAUUAUCAUCUUUAUUGAACAAUGAUUGAUUGUUGACAUUUUAGCUUUUCUUCUUCUUGAAAGUGGAUAAAAAAACGUGUAUGUAUAUAUUAAUUUAAACAAACUAUUCCAAUUUAUAUAAUAAUUAUUUUUUCAGUGUUAGAA
This is a messenger RNA of Schistosoma turkestanicum, 1513 nucleotides long. The record is from the annotation of a GenBank genome assembly. NCBI's taxonomy places the organism in Eukaryota, Metazoa, Platyhelminthes, Trematoda, Strigeidida, Schistosomatidae.